This is a messenger RNA of Onychostoma macrolepis, 1820 nucleotides long. RefSeq names its product hepatocyte cell adhesion molecule-like. The transcript has 5 exons. The coding region runs from base 197 to 1060 and encodes 287 amino acids. The record is from RefSeq and is a predicted model, not a curated record. NCBI's taxonomy places the organism in Eukaryota, Metazoa, Chordata, Actinopteri, Cypriniformes, Cyprinidae.
UCAUUUUUAUUUAGAUCAUGUGGGCGUAAACUAAAGGGAUGUGGUUUGUGGGCAGAUGCACAACUGCUGGUGUGUGACAGAGCUGUGUGAAGGGCACUUCACAUAAAAACUAUCAGACCUCAUUGACAUGCGAUCAGAAGGUUGUGCUUUAAAAAAAAAUGGACAGAAAGUAAACGAUUAAGUAUAAUUAAGAAAAAUGCUUGUCAGUAAUUGGUUAGUUUUGAUUCUGCUCAUCGUAUGCGCUGCGUUUGGUGCGGAGACGGAUGAAAUCAAGACCAUAUCGGUGAUGACGGGAGAUUCUGUUGUAUUACACACUGGUGUUCGUGAGGUUAACAGAGAAAAGCAGAUUCUGUGGCUGUUUGGACCUGAGCAUCCAGACACUCUCAUCGCUGAAAUCUACAAGCUGAGCAUCUCUAUAUAUGACAGUUACGAGGGACUUAAAGACAGACUGCAGAUGGACCAGCAGACGGGAUCUCUCACCGUCAGAAACAUCACAACCAGUCACUCUGGACUCUACACGGCACAGAUUAUGAACGCAAUGACCACAUUUAAAAGAUUCAGUGUUACGGUUUAUGCACCUGUCUCAUUGCCAGUCACUGAGAGCAGCUCGCCGGUCAGCGAGUGUCAGAUAUCUGUGUUGCAGAAAUGUGCAGAUGCUUGUUUUGGUGCAGAUGGAGGUUUUUCUUCUGCAGCGAUGUGUUCAGCUGCGAAUGGACCAGGAGUCUCUCUGUCAUGGUAUAAAGGGAGAGAAAGACUGAAUCAGACCAGCAGCCCUGACCUCAGCGUCACUCUGUCUCUCCCGCUGGAGAUAAAAGACAGAAAUAAUGAUGUGUAUCACUGUGUGGCUGCCAAUCCAGUCAGCAACAAGACGACACGAUUCAGCUUUCAGGAACACUGUCCACUAAAUACAGAUUCCAGUCACUCCUGUGGUUUUACUGAAGCUGUGAUCCGAUUGGUCAUCUCUGCUCUGGUGGGCGUGGCUACUGUUGCUAUACUAUUUUAUGAUAUCAGAUCUGGAAAGAAGUCGACGACAGUCCCUAAAUGUCCCAGUGAAAAGUAAAAUAAAUGAAUCUCUCGCAAUAAUUUGAUGUCACAUUUCUCUGGUUUUCUGCUGAUAUGUGGAUGUGAUUCAGUUGUGACCUAAAAUAGUACAGGAGAGUAUAAACAUAAUUAAACAUAAUGCUAUGACCUGAACUAUUAAGCAAAGUCAUGUGAUGUUAUGAAUAUUUUUUGCAUUGCAAAUCGGGAUUAUUAUACACUUCCUCUUUCUCCAAAAACACAGUGUCUCCCGAGCUACAGUACAGAAACAUUUAACAUGUCUUUUUUCAUAGCCAAUAUUUACAACACAUAACCUUAAGACACAGGCAAUAACUUCAAGACCAAGACAAAAAGAUUGAAUCUCAUUUUUGGUGAUAAGAGAUUGAUAAGCUAUUUUUUUUUUUGUGGGCUGGUAAUUUUUGACCGGGAGCACCAGUGUUGUAGGGAUUUGAAUGUAACACAAGGGUUAAAAGCUCAGUAAUGAACACACAUGACCAGCAGACACGGUUAAUAAGAUCAUCACUGCAUCGGGGAGUUUCAGUUUGACAGUGAAUGCUCUCAAAGAUCGAAGAGCUCUAUACGCAAUCAAGAAAAAAAUGAUUGAAAUACCGCUUCCAAUUUGGUGUAAAUCUUUGAUAGUGUGAUUCAGCCCAUAGCGCUGUAUGGAAGUGAGGUUUGGGGUCCACUCAGUGAUCAGAGCUACACUAGAUGGGACAGACAUCCAACAGAAGCCCUACACACAGAAUUCUGCAAAAUGAUUCUAAAAUUACAAAGAAAAACAC